This is a messenger RNA of Hymenoscyphus albidus, 1673 nucleotides long. The record is from the annotation of a GenBank genome assembly. NCBI's taxonomy places the organism in Eukaryota, Fungi, Ascomycota, Leotiomycetes, Helotiales, Helotiaceae.
GGCAUAAAUAGUAGAUGGCAGUGUAGCUAGUCCUUGUUUCUUACCGCAAGCAACUCUAGCUCCUGCUAUCUUGUUACUCCUGGCUCUUCCACCGAAUUACGUACCUGACCAAUAGUUUGUGUAUAUCACGAAUAUGACUCAGGAGGUUAAAAUUGUUGCCGAUGGUGCAGUGCCACCUCCCUCGGGAAUCAAAGUCAUUGUUAUUGGUGCAGGUUAGUUUUCAGUUAUUCCUGAGUGCCGUUGAAUGAAAAGGCUUACGGUGUUUAUUGUCAAGGUUUCGGCGGUCUUACAGCAGCAAUAGAAUGUCAACGACAAGGCCAUGAGGUAGAGAUCUACGAGUCCUUUGCAGAAUUAAAACCACUUGGCGACAUAAUAUCAUUUGGUUCAAAUGGGGGACGUAUCUUUCACCGCGUCAGUUAUUUCUCAACACUGUGCCAAAUUACUCACUCCCAACUGUCAUGAUGGACUGACAGGGGUAUCUAGUGGGGAAAUGGAAAAAUCGCAGCCAAAAUGCAAGCUAUUUCGAUCGACCUUCAAACUUACGGGUUCAACAUUCAUAAAUUUGAUACAGGAGAAAUUAUACAUCACCAGAAAGCGCCGCCGAGAAACGACGAGGCGCCAAACUUGAAUGGACAUAGAGGAGAGUUGCAUGGGAUUGUUUAUAACCAUGCAAAGAGCGAUUUGAAAAUACCUAUACAUCUUGGGAAGAAGGCUAUCAGAUACUUUGAAGAGGGAGACAAGGCAGGAAUCGAGCUGGAGGAUAGAGAAGUCGUAAGUGAUCUCACAAUGUUGCUGGAUUGCAAGUGAACUUAUUGCUGACGAUAUUCAAAGGUUACUGGCGAUGUAGUGAUUGGUGCUGAUGGCGUUCGUUCAAGAGCAAGAACUCUUGUUCUGGGAUAUGAAGAUAAACCAAAAAGCUCCGGAUAUGCAGUAUUCCGAGCUUGGUACGUCCAUCAACUCUUGGUCUCAAGUGCCCAUAACUUAUGAAAGAAAAAAACAGGUUCUCAAACAAAGAUAUGAUUCUUGAUCCCGAAACCUCUCACUUCUGUACAAAUGGAGACACAUUCAACGGCUGGAUUGGACCAGACGUUCAUUUCCUCUUCUCCACCAUCAAAAAUGGGUCGGAUUGUUGUUGGGUACUUACCCACAAAGACUCUUACGAUAUCGAAGAAUCAUGGUCUUUCCCAGGGAAAUUGGAAGACGUAUACAAGGUUCUGGAAGGAUGGGAUCCGAUAUGUAAAAAGAUAGUUGAGAAAACCCCAAGUGUUGUUGAUUGGAAACUCGUAUAUCGUGAUCCACUUCCUACAUGGGUAAGUGAAGGAGGAAGAAUCGCGUUGCUUGGUGAUGCGGCACAUCCGUUUCUUCCUACCAGCGCGCAAGGAGCCACGCAGGCUUUAGAAGAUGGCGUGACGCUUGCGAUAACUUUGAAAAGAGCUGGGAAAGGGGACGUGGUGAAAGCUGUUAGGGCAUAUCAGGAGAUUAGAUAUGAGAGAGUAAGGAAGGUGCAGAAGUUGGGGGAGAGCACUAGAGAUAUGUGGCAUAAAGCUGAUUGGGAGAAGGUCAAGAAAGACCCGGAAAGUAUUGCAUUGCCAAGGGAGGAUUGGGUUAUGGCGUUUGAUGCUGAAAGGCAUGCUGAGGAUGUUUGUGGGGAAGUACUUCGAAAGUUUGACUAA